Molecule: messenger RNA, 1301 nt
Organism: Capsaspora owczarzaki ATCC 30864
Lineage: Eukaryota; Filasterea; Ministeriida; Capsasporidae
Exons: 1
Coding region: 39-1301 (420 amino acids)
Molecular function (GO): FAD binding
Source: RefSeq, a predicted model, not a curated record
ACGCUAGAAAUCAAGCGGAAACAGCUGCUUCUUCAACCAUGCCGUUGCGUGUUGUCAUUGUCGGAGGCGGGAUUGGCGGGCUGGUGCUCGCUCAGCUGCUGCGUGCUCAAGAGGCGCCCGUUCAAGUUGACAUUUUCGAGCGCGACUCGUCCGCAGAUGGUCGCGAUCAAGGAUAUUACAUCAAUUUGAUCUCUCAGGCAGUGGAUUUGCUCAAGCCGACUUUUGGCAACCUGCCCGAGCUGGCAAGGCUGGUGACAGACCCGCGAUCCCAGGUGCAAUGCAAGCAGGUGCUGGAUACGGACUCGAAGGAGCUCCUCAGCCUCCCUGUGCCUCCUGGAUGCUGCUUUGUCAACCGAAUCGAGCUGCGCAAGUGUCUCCUGGAUGGCCUCACCAUCCACUGGAAUAAGCGCUUCGAGUCGUACGAGGAGUCGGCCGACGACAAGAGUACCACCCAAGUUCGCUUCCGCGAUGGUUCCGUCGUCACCGCCGAUAUUCUGGUCGGUGCGGACGGAGCCAACUCGCGUGUUCGAGAGCAGCGUGCGCCUGGUAUUCGCUACGAGGACCUUGGGUUUACUACCGUUGCCGGCUUGAGCACGCUGGAUGCGGCUCCGCCUGCAGUGCGCGGCAGGCUUGACAAGGGUCUCGUGCGCUGGCUUGGUCGUCAAGGACACACCGCAAUGAUGUUUCCCAUUUUUGCCGUCAAGGAGCACGAGCAGCCACUUCUUGUGUGGAUCAUGUCGUAUCCUGGACAGCGGGCAGAGUGGGAGACGAAAUUUGCGCACGCCGAGGAGGAUGUGACCAACGAGUACUCGGAAUCCAACCAUGCGAGACAGGCAUUGCUCGACGAUUGCAUCGCACGCGUGGCGACGCACAUUACCCCGGACAUUGCUGGGGCGAUUCGCGCCACCAAACCGGACGGCUGGCUGUUUGGUCCUCGGCAAGUUUAUUCGACCAGCGCGGCGCAACUGCCCAGCAUCCUCGACCCACCUUCGCAUCGUGUUGUGCUGUUGGGCGAUGCUGCGCAUGCCACGACAACCCAUCGCGGGCUCGGAGCCAAUUCCGCCAUUGCAGAUGCGGCCGAUCUGGCCGCCGCGAUUCUCAAGGCGAGCGGCGAGACUUCCGCGGAAGCCGUACCCAAGGCACUUCAGCAGUACGAUCGCAUCAUGGUGGCUCGCGGCGGCAAGGUCAUUGGCAACUCUCUGUCCUCCACGUACUCGAUUCAUGCUGCUGGAUGGACUGCCGACUGGAUUUGUCCUCUCCAGUACCGCGCAAUGCACUACAUCAUGAAGGUGGUGUCUUGA